ACGCAAAUAAUGGGUUUAAAGUGAUGUUUUCCAAAACUUAAUUGAUCGUUAUAUCACGUGACACAAAUAACAACGAGAAUUCCACCAUAUUUUGGUGGCAGAACUGGUUGUCUUGUAACCUUGAAACUUCGGGAAUGUGUUUUUUUCUGUUCGAAAAUGAGAUGACCAAAAUUUAACAAAAUGAAGAAGCUGUUUCCAUUUAAAAUUGAAUCAACGGGGACCCAAAAUCCCUACAUAGGCAAAGUUUUUACAAUUGGAAGGUUUACAGUAACAGUUGAGGAUGUUUUAGCCGAAGGGGGUUUUGCCAUUGUUUUCCUUGUCAAAGCACAGAAUGGAAACCACUAUGCACUUAAAAGAUUAUUUGUAAACAAUGAUCAUGAUCUUACUGUGUGUAAACGGGAAAUACAUAUUUCGAAAACCCUCAGUGGACACAAGAAUAUCAUACGUUAUGUGGACUCCAGCAUUUCAAUGGCCCCAAAUAAAGUUUAUGAGGUUAUGUUAUUGAUGCAAUAUUGCAGAGAUAAUGUGAUACAACAGAUGAAUGAAAAAAUUAACUCUGGCUUCUCUGAGAAAGAAGUGCUGAAGAUUUUCUGUGAUGUAUGUGAGGCAGUAGCCAGGUUACACCACUGUCAAACACCAAUAAUACAUAGAGAUUUAAAGGUGGAAAAUAUAUUAGUAUCUGAGGAUGGCCAUUAUGUAUUGUGUGAUUUUGGGAGUGCUACAGCCAAAGUAUUAUUACCAGGUCAACAAAAUGUUCAGCAAAUUGAGGAGGAAAUAAGAAAGUACACAACAGUUUCUUACCGAUCUCCAGAAAUGGUGGAUUUAUAUGGAGGAAAGGCAAUUACAACAAAAGCUGAUAUCUGGGCCCUGGGUUGCUUACUGUACCGGUUGUGCUUUUUCACUUUACCCUUUGGUGAGAGUACAUUGGCAGUACAAAGUGGAAACUUCACCAUUCCAGAUGGUUCCAGGUUCUCAAAGAUGAUGCAUUCUCUCAUUGGUUAUAUGCUGGAGGUUGACCCCGACAAGCGACCUGACAUUUACCAGGUGUCUUGGCUGGCCUUCAGUAUGUGUCACAGGGACUGUCCAAUCCCCAACAUGAGUGGCGUACCCUUGCCAGAUCUGAGUAGAUUGCCUGUCCCACUCACUGAGUCUGAAUCCAGACAAGUGAAGACCUCAGCUACAAAAAAUGUCUCUGUUCAACCUAUUGAAAGCACAACUGUGACCCCAAGGUCACGACCUAAAGGUCAAGCUGUCCCUCAGGUUAAUUCUUUGGGCUUACCUAUACAGACAUCUGUUGUACCUAGGAAACGACCAACACCAGUCAACCCAAAUCCUGUGGUUCAACAAAACUUAGCAGAAUCUAAACCAGUGAGAGGUGCUGUUCCACCCCAGCCAUCUUUCCAGAAUCCCCCAGCCCAGCCAUCUUAUCAGAACCCUGCUCGAGUACAACAGACCCCCCAGCAACAGCCAACACCAUCUGUUCCAGCCGGAGGUCAUGUGCCCCAGUAUUACCCUGGGCACCAACAGAAUGUGUACCAACCCCCUGCUCCAAACCACUUCCCAGGAACUAUUGCUCCUGGACAGUACAACACUACCAGUGGUCCCCAUUCACAAACAAACUAUAAUUCACAGCAGCAUGGUGUGGUAUACUCACAAAUGAACUAUGCACAGCAGAAACAGUUGUAUUACCAGCAACAAAAUCCAGCCCUGGCUCCUCCAGUGACACAAACCCUGCCCCCUCAGAGCCUGUCCCAGCAGGCUCCUGUACCCCAGAGUCAGCCCAGACAGCCGCCGGUGUAUCCCCCUCAAUCUAGUCCUCGCCCAGAAGUCCAGAAACAGAACAUGGAACAACAUUAUUUACAGCUACAGGACUCUACAAAUGUACAGAACAAUAACUCAAGUAAACCAGAGGUGUUUAAAAAGCCUACUGUGCCACAUUCCAAACCUAGAAGUGAAACGAAGGAAAAUAUGGAUUCACAACCUCUGAUCUCUAUCACUCCUCCAUCGUCCCCCAAACAUCAUAGAACCCACAAACGUAACGUUAGUGAUACCUACCUCACGCACCUCUCAAUGGGCGGCAAAGGAAGUGCAUUCAAGGCAUAUCAUUCCGACCGGAGCUUCCUACCUGCCCCCCAACACCUGGGAAAGUGCAAGUCUGCCUCCACUACUCCUAUACACUCUCCACCCAGGUCUCCUGGGAUGACAAGAGCUGUGUCAGCAGAUAUUGCAGAGUGGAAUCCAUUCGAUGACAACUUUGGGCCGGAUACAGAAGAGGAGUUGUUUGGGAAGGAGUUUGACAAAUUAAGGAGGGGAUCUAACAGCAGUAUAUCAAAUGUCAAGAGUAGAGAGGACCUAGUCAUGUCUGGAUCAGAUUCAUCUGAUCCCUUUGAAAAAGCACCCUUUAAAAAACCAGGUCACGUCAGGCACAGCAGCAGUUCUGACAGUGAUCAUCUCCGAAGUGCCAACAGCUCCCGCUCGGGUUACGGAGAUGAGGAUGAUCCUCCAAGGAGAUCAGAGGAGAAAGAUCAGACUGACAAUGCCAGCAGCCAGUUUUUCACCACAACCCUGAUGAAGGCAGCUAGGAGUCUUGGAUCUCGUUACCAGAAGUUUGUAGAUACCGAUGAAGAAAAAGAUGACAGACCACCCGCAGUGAAAGAAGUGGGAGAAACAAAGCAAAAAGAGCAUGAGUCUAGUUCCUCAUACGCUGAGGAUGAUCACCCAAUCAACCAAGUUCAGAACAUGAAGAAAGACUUCAGCUACCAGGAGUUGGAUGAUGAGUAUGGAAGUCGCCCUGUACCAGUGACAUCAAAACGAAAGGAGGGAGAGUGGAGUACAGAAAACGAUCCCAGCCCCAGCAAUGUGACCUCAGCCCCAGGGCAGGCUCAGCUCUCAACUGACAGAAUCAUGGGACAUGAGUAUGGGGUGCGACCGCUUCUGGAUGAUGAUGAGCUGGAAGAUGACUUCAGACCCCCUCACUUUCAUGGCAGUGUAGAGAUAGGGUUUUCUCAUGAACAUGACAGUGAUGACAGCCAUGGAGAGAGUAGUAACAGCACAGUGUCCCCUCAAAUUGGACUUAGUCCUGCCAUGUCCCCAUCUAAUGUCAAUGAAAAAAAUGACCCAUUUACUGCUGCUCCCUUCAGGAAAAGGUUUCCAAAGAAAAAAUCUUCCACAAGCAAUACUGUUUUGAUGAAAUCUUCCACAGGUGAUGGUGAUCCCUUUGCUAAAGCUCCAUUUCGUCCCACUUUUCUACCGAAGUCAAAGACACACCAUUCCAUGGGAGGAGGGUCAAGUCCUCUAUUACAAAUGAAUGAAGACUUUCGUAAACUGGAUAGGAAAAAUGAUGUGACUGCAAGCAUUCCAUAUGCAACUCUUCCAAGGAAAUCAACCUCAAAUAAGAUUUCUGGUUCAGCAUCUGUAGGGAUGUCCCCAGUUCAGGAAAAAGUGUCUUCUGAUAUAUUAUUUAUAGCAGAUCCUUUAUAUACAAAGUCCUGUCAUUCCAAUGCCAGCAGAAGUUCCUCUGUUCAGUAUCAGUCGUUAAACACUGAUGACCCGUUCAAGUCUGUUCCAUUCAAGGGGAAGCUAAAGAAAAAUAAAACAUCAAAAGAAGCCAUAAACAUUAUGGAUAUGGAGAUACCACCAACUGAGCCAGCAAAAACUGUGCAGGAAAUCUCAGCAAAUUUCACUCCAACCAAACCUAGCAUACCCAAAUCUCAUUCCUUUGGCUCAGUCUCUUCUCUUAGUUCUUCCAAAUCAGGUAGGCCCCUUCCCUCCCGAACUUCUGGAGAAAAACUUUAUCAGCAGUUGGAGGAGUUGACUAUUGAGAGGAGCGAGGAGCCUUUUACCUCACAUAGUCCUCAACUAGAUGAUCAUCUGAUCAACAAGGAGGACACAUCCGAGGAUGAGUUUGAGAAUGAAAUGUCCAAGUCAAAGUCCAAAGGCAGAAAAAGUCCAAAAGAUUACACAGAAACUGGCUUUUCCAAUAUGAGUUUUAAUGACGAUGAAAUGGCUGAUUCUUUGGAAUCAUAUCCUGCACAUAAUUCAUCUGUGAAAAACGUACAAGUUGCCAAUAUCUGUCAUCCAGCAUUCUCAAAGGAAAGUUCACCUUCUUCUGUAAUAAAAGCGUCGACCGAGGCCCUGAAGGUCAGUACUGGAGGUUAUGACACCUUCACAUGGCCCAGGAAACAGAGAAAGCUCGCAACAAACGAACCGUUCAGCUCAAAGAAGAAAGUGGAUGCUGUGUAGCAGCUAAUCAGUUGUUUUUAUUUUUGUUAAAUUCUAGGUUGUUCUGAUAGAAUUGUGAUAUUAUCAUUAUUCGUAAUAUUAUUAUUAUCCUUUCUUCAGGGUACACCAGAAUGUUGAUGUUACCUUUUCCCCCUAUUUUAUUACUUUUAUGAGCUGACAAUUAUCCUUUACUUUUUACAUUAUUUAUUUUUUUUCCUCCAUUUUCAUAUACUCAUAAUGUAGAAUACUAAUGUAUACAUCCAGUAGGAUGAUAUGACUACAUAAUGUAAGAUUUUCAGGCACAACAAAAAAGCAAGACUUUUAAUCUGUUUUAGAGAAGUCAGUUUUACAACAUGAAACCAGAAUCUCCCUUAAAUCAAGUUCUGGAAAGAAAUCAGCUUCAGUGUCUUCUUGGUACUAACUGUGCAUAAUAGGUGCUAAUUUUAUGUUUUCACAAAAUGCAUGCUUAUAUUUAUUUUUUUGUUUUAAAUGUGGCAUUUAUUGUUUGGAUUUUUUCUGUAAUUUAGUUGUGUUGUAAACAUACAUUGUCAUGCAAUAACACAGAAGGGACGAUAUCGAUCCUUCUUUAUGGAAUCAGCCUGCACCUGCCAGUUGCUUGAUUCUAAUGUGCUACUAUGGUACAAGUACUUGUAAAUGCAAGUAAUUUUCUUUGAGGACAUUCUUCCUGGUUAACUCAUUUGCUUAAGAUACCCAAUUUUAAUUUACUUUAUCUGUCCAGUUACUGAUAUGAAAAUGGUUUGAUUUACAUGAAAAAAAAGAUUAAAUAAAUAAAUACCAGUACUUGUACAUUGCAUCAAGACAUUAAAAAUAAUUUUGCUUGCCAAAAAUUUUAAGAUGGUAGUUUUUUCCCAGUUUUCAAACAGUAUACAUGUAUGUAAUAUAUAAACUUCUGUCAUGUCGUGCAUAAGUUCAAGGUCACGCUGGCUAAAUGACCUUGUGUUAUUUUGACUUUGUGUUAUGGUUGGUGAUUAGGCUUCAGCAAUACACUGUUCUGAUUAUUUUUUUUAUGUGUUGAACUGUGAUAUUGGUCUAUUGUUUUCUGUUCACUGCUGUAGAGUAAAUGUAAUACGGACUGUUUUUUCGAUGGUCCAUCCAGGUAUCAGCUGUUGAGUACAUGAAGUUACCAUAAUAAACUCUGCUAGAAUG
Messenger RNA from Magallana angulata, 5388 nucleotides. RefSeq names its product AP2-associated protein kinase 1-like. The transcript has 18 exons. Lineage: Eukaryota; Metazoa; Mollusca; Bivalvia; Ostreida; Ostreidae. Gene Ontology annotation, biological process: protein phosphorylation. Gene Ontology annotation, molecular function: protein kinase activity; ATP binding. The record is from RefSeq and is a predicted model, not a curated record. Bases 181 to 4242 code for a protein of 1353 amino acids.